AUGGAGCAACUCACUCAAAUUUUGGGCGUUCAAGCGGGCAACACGGCGAUAAUCCCGAAGAUCAUGAUCGCCAAGGCUAGGAACUUCUGGACACCAAUAGCAGCCGCGACCUUCACUCCUUGGCAACACGAGGCCUUCAUGAUACGACAUCCUGCAGUCUGCUACCUCCAGCAAUUCAUGGCAUCCACCCUAUUUGCACGAGAGGAUACGCAAACCGUCUCCAUCACAGAACUAAACAUGCUCAUGGAACCUCUCCACUUCAUGAUGAACAACCGUUUAGAGGUUGCGGACAUCGCGUCAAGGGUAGCACUACAUAUGCACAAAUUCAUCAACCGCACCAUAGAAGCACUUUUGAAGAAGUAUGGUGUGAGACAUAAGGUGGCUACCCCGUAUCACCCUCAGACGAGCGGACAAGUUGAAGUCUCAAAUAGGGAGAUCAAGGCGAUACUUGAGAAGACGGUGUCAAGGUCAAGGAAAGAUUGGGCAUCCAAGCUCGAUGACGCUCUAUGGGCGUAUAGGACAGCCUUCAAGACACCCAUCGGUAUGUCUCCCUUUCAACUUGUCUAUGGGAAAGCUUGUCACUUGCCGGUUGAGCUUGAGUAUAGGGCAUAUUGGGCGAUCAAGAAGCUGAACUUUGAUUGGAAAUCCGCUGCGGAGAAGCGAGUGUUGCAGCUUCACCAACUCGACGAGAUUCGGUUAGACGCCUAUGAGAAUGCCCGGAUUUACAAGGAGAGAACAAAGAGAUGGCACGAUCGUCGGAUUUUGCAGAGGGAUUUUAGAGAAGGUGAUCAGGUACUUCUCUUUAACUCAAGGCUCAAAUUAUUUCCAGGCAAGUUGAGAUCGCGUUGGUCGGGGCCUUUCACGAUUAAGCACGUCUACCCUCACGGAGCAAUAGAGCUAUAUGGCUAUGGAGGGGACACAUUCAAGACCAACGCACAGAGGUUGAAGGUUUACAACCCCGGGGAACACGACAAAGAGAGGAGCUCGAUGAGCUUCUCUGAUCCUCAAGACGAGCGAGCAACCCCGCGGUCAAGCUUAGGACCAUAA
This is a messenger RNA of Tarenaya hassleriana, 1047 nucleotides long. RefSeq lists its product as uncharacterized. The transcript has 2 exons. Gene Ontology annotation, biological process: DNA integration. NCBI's taxonomy places the organism in Eukaryota, Viridiplantae, Streptophyta, Magnoliopsida, Brassicales, Cleomaceae. The record is from RefSeq and is a predicted model, not a curated record. The coding region runs from base 1 to 1047 and encodes 348 amino acids. Gene Ontology annotation, molecular function: nucleic acid binding.